GCUAAACACACCUGGUACAAGGAGAACCAAAGACUGCUCAGUGAAGAACCACAGCUUGUCUUCAGCUCCAUCCAGACCUCUGACUCUGGAGAGUAUUACUGUGCAGCUGAGAACCAGCUGGGGAGGAAGACAACUAAAUACAUCAUUAAUGUGAAAUAUGCUCCAAAGCUUCCCUCUGUGUCAGUGAGUCCCUCUGCUGAGAUAGUGGAGGGCAGUUCAGUGACUCUGACCUGCAGCAGUGAUGCUAACCCAGCAGCUAAUUAUACCUGGUACAAGAGGAAUAAAAAUGUAGACCAUGAACUUCUGAAUGAGGAACCACAGCUUGUCUUCAGCUCCAUCGAGUCCUCUGACUCUGGAGAUUAUUGCUGUGCAGCUGAGAACCAGCUGGGGAGGAAGACAACUAAAUACAUCAUUAAUGUGAAAUAUGCUCCAAAGCUUCCCUCUGUGUCAGUGAGUCCCUCUGCUGAGAUAGUGGAGGGCAGUUCAGUGACUCUGACCUGCAGCAGUGAUGCUAACCCAGCAGCUAAUUAUACCUGGUACAAGGAGAACCAAACUCUGCAUCAAGGCCAAGAAGGAAGUUAUUAUUUCAACUCCAUCAGCUCUGAGGACAAAGGAAUCUACUAUUGUAUGUCUGAGAACCAGUAUGGGCAGAUCAACUCUACAUCGCUAUUGUUAAAUGUCCAGUAUGCUCCAAAGCUCCCCUCUGUGUCAGUGAGUCCCUCUGGUGAGAUAGUGGAGGGCAGUUCAGUAAGUCUGUCUUGUGGCUGCGAUGCUAACCCAACAGCUAACUAUAUCUGGUACAAGAGGACUAAAAGUCCACACCAUGAACGCCUCAGUGAAGAACCACAGCUUGUCUUCAACUCCACCCAGUCCUCUGACUCUGGAGAGUAUUACUGCGCAGCUGAGAACCAGCUGGGGAGGAGGACAUCUGAAGACAUCAUUAUUAAUGUAAAAUAUGCUCCAAAGCUUCCCUCUGUGUCAGUGAGUCCCUCUGCUGAGAUAGUGGAGGGCAGUUCAGUGACUCUGACCUGCAGCAGUGAUGCUAACCCAGCAGCUAAUUAUACCUGGUACAAGGAGAACCAAACACUGACUCAAGGACCAGAAGGAAGUUAUUAUUUCAACUCCAUCAGCUCUAAAGACACAGGGAUCUACUACUGCAAGUCUGACAACAGAUAUGGACAGAUCAACUCUUUAUCUCUAUUGUUAAAUGUCCAGUAUGCUCCAAAGCUUCCCUCUGUGUCAGUGAGUCCCUCUGCUAAGGUAGUUAAGGGCAGUUCAGUGAGUCUGACCUGCAGCAGUGAUGCUAACCCAGCAGCUAAUUAUACCUGGUACAAGGAGAAUGAAGACUCACCAAAAGCAUCAGGACAGAACUUCACCAUCACUGUUGUCAGACCUGAACACAGUGGGAAAUAUUACUGUGAAGCCCAGAACAAAAGAGGACGUCAUAACUCCACCUUACAUCUGACUGUUGUGGCAGUUUUCCCAGGUUUAUGGAAAUUAGCAGUCUUUGGAACAACCCCUGCUGUUUUCCUGGCUAUCAUAUGGCUCUCUGUCCUCCUACUGAUAAAGAAAAAGAGAUCCUCCAAGCAAUCAUCUGAGCCUGGAGAUAGACCAGACGACAGGGAACAGGAUGACCUUCAUUAUGCCAGUUUCCACUUCUCCAAUAAUCAGACAGAUCCUGUCUACUCCAACAUCAUACCAGCUGUCCCCCGAAGACAAAAGGAGGAAGAGGAGGAGGAAGAACUUGUUGAGUACGCUGCUGUCCAAUUUAACAGUGCCAGUACUGCCCCAAGAAGUCAGGAAACUGUGGAGGAUCCAGCUGCAUUGUACAGUACAGUCAACAAAACUACUGAACGGAACCGGAACGUCUAAUCUGUGCUUUCUGUCAUUUUCAUCUGUGAGAGCAGCAUGGGUCUAGGGAUGGCAAAGUUAGUCGGCUGGUUGGUUUGGCGGUCAAUUGGUUCGCCACUUUGGUCCAGACUGAAAUAGCUCAACAACUACUUCAUGGAUUGCCAUAAAAGUGUUUACUGACAUUUUGAUCCCAAGAGGUGAGGACAGGAGGGAAAUUUGGCUUGGGCACAGUGCAUUGUUUCCUCAUAAAAUCACAAAAAACACAUCACAUUACAUCAACAAGUAUCUGAGAAUCACUGACAUGUUGUAGUACUUCAUAAGAGGAAAACAUAAAAACGAAGAAAAAGGACAUUGUUAACAACACAGUGCCAUGGAUUAAAGCGCAAGUGCUUAUGUACUAGUGCGGUUAUUGCACGUUGCCCUAUUGCACCGAGGAUGCAGACUUUGGUGAUCCCCAGACUUUAACCCUGCAACACAACCAUGGUGACAUGUUUUUUGUUUGUGACAUGUUUUGACAACUAUUGAAUGGAUUGUCAUUUGGUACAAAUAUUCAUCUUGCCCUGAGGAUAAAUCUUAAUGGCUUUGGGGAUUUCCUGACUUUUCAUCUGUCUAUCAAAAAUAUCUAAACUAAUUUCAUGAAAUGUGUUAUUUGCUUCUUUGGUUUAUGACCAAAUCCCUAAAAAAUGAAUGACAUUCUCAGCAGCCUCAGCUGUACUUUCUGUUUAGUGCUGAUUAACAAAUGUUAGAAACUAACACAACUAACAUGGUGAAUAUGAUAAACAUUAUACCUGCUAAACAAAACUAGAACCCACUUGUAAAAACAUUUCUCCAUAAUGUGGUCAAAAACUCUGCAGGAUACAUUUUAACCUUAUUUAAAGAUUAAUGUCAUAUACCAAACAUUAUCAUAAUUCUUCCACAGUAUGGCUUCAAACAUACUGUAUCUCUGUAGUACUGUAUCACAUGCUUAACACCACAAGCUUGAAAUUAUAAUUUUUUAUGCGUAUUAUUAAAUUUGCUAUUUAAAAGCACAUCGGGAGAGAUAGUAAGAGGAGAGAGGAACAUGCAUUAGGUGAUCUUGUUGUAAUUUCAUACUGUUGCCACUAGAUUGUAGUCAAAAGCCAUAUUUUAAAUCCCAUAAAGUACAUUUCUCUCUUAUCUGUGUAAACUGUCUAUUUUCACCUCAUUGUUACUCCCCUCUUUUUUUGUUUUUUUUCCCAGUUCCAUUAGCACAAUAUCACAAUAAUUGAUUAUUUCCAGUUAUUUCUACUCCAUUAUUACAACAUCUCAUCACAAUUGUCAGUCUUGCCUCAUUUUUAAAAGCUUAUUAUUAUGGACCAUCUCCUUUGUACUGUAAUGUUUUGUUUUGAUUAAAUAAAAACAGUUUGA
Micropterus salmoides (largemouth bass) is the source of this 3237-nucleotide messenger RNA. RefSeq names its product B-cell receptor CD22-like. The record is from RefSeq and is a predicted model, not a curated record. Bases 628 to 1872 code for a protein of 414 amino acids. Lineage: Eukaryota; Metazoa; Chordata; Actinopteri; Centrarchiformes; Centrarchidae. The transcript is spliced from 9 exons.